AUGGAUUGAAGGGACUAUCGGGAACGCGCCCGGGUCCUCUCUCAACCUCACGCGCGUUGCUCGAGCCGUUCCUCCGUGCGCGCUCCCGCUCAGAGACAGGCUUUCGGGGAGCCGGGAGAGCAGACGAGCGCCCGCGAGGAGAGAGAAAGAUGGAGGUGAGGGUCGGGGAGAGACUCCUGUGCCUGGCCGUGCUGUCCAGUGUCUUCUUCGUGGAUUCAGUCCUCGGGAAAUACGUCAAAGGCAUCGUGAACACCAAAGAGGACUGGGUUUUUCUCACUCGUUUCUGCUUCCUCACCGACUUUGGACGACUGGACUUCCGGUUCCGCUAUCCGAAGUCUCGCUGCUGUCAGAACAUAUUGCUCUACUUUGAUGACAGCUCUCAGUGGCCAGCUGUGUACAAGAGGCAUGAAAAGAACUGCUACCAGAAGGAAGCGGUGCUGAGGCCCGAGAACAACCAAGUCAUCAACCUCACAACACGCUACACCUGGUCAGGCUGUGUGGUGGAGGGAGAUGGGAAUGAGGAGGUUCUGAGCUGCGUGGGCGGUCGUAGUUUCCGCUCGGUGAGGGAGAGAUGGUGGUACAUCGCUCUCAGCAAGUGCGGGGGCGAGGGCUUGCAUCUGGAGUACGAGAUGAAACUGACCAAUGGCCAGUCUUUCUGGACGCAGCAUUUCUCUGCAGAUGAGUUCGGAAUCUUGGAGACGGACAUCACCUUCCUGGUCAUCUUCUCCCUGGUGUUCGUCCUCUCCUGCUACUUUGCCUACAAUCUGAAGGGAAGACAGCUUCUUCACACAACCUACAAAAUGUUUAUGACGGCGGCAGGUGUGGAGGUGCUCAGCCUGCUGUUCCAUUGUAUCUACUGGAGCCUGUAUGCAAGAGAUGGUGUUGGCAACGGCAGCAUGAAAUUACUUGGGAAAUUACUGUUCUCAGUUAGUUUCUUGGUGUUCCUCCUGAUGCUCAUACUGUUGGGCAAAGGUUUCACUGUCACCAGGGCGAGGAUCAGUCACAGUGGGUCGGUUAAGUUAAGCAUCUACAUGACAGUCUACACAAUCACCUACGUCAUCCUCUUCAUCUACGAGGCAGAGUUCUUCGACCCAGGAGAAGUGCUGUACGCCUACGACAGCCCCGCAGGCUACGGACUGAUGGGCCUGCAGCUGCUGGCCUACGUGUGGUUCUGCUACGCCGUGUUGGUCUCUCUGAAACGCUACCCUGAGAAACAGCCCUUCUACAUCCCGUUCUUCACCACGUACACACUGUGGUUUUUCGCCGUGCCUGUUAUGGCUUUGAUCGCCAACUUUGGGAUUCCUCGUUGGGCCCGAGAGAAGAUUGUCAACGGCAUUCAGCUCGGCAUCCAUCUCUACGCUCACAUCGUCUUCCUCGUUAUCACACGACCCUCAGCAGCCAAUAAGAACUUCCCAUAUCAUGUUCGGACGUCACAGAUUGGGAUCCUGCUGUCCAGUCCGAAAGCAGGCGAGGGGGCGGAGAGUUUCCCUCAUCAUGCCUAUGGAAAUGGCUCCUUCCUAGGAGACUCUCAACCCAACUUCACCGAACUCUUCUCCAUCCAAUCAGAGCCGGUGAAGACGGUGGAGGAGACGGUGGCCCGUAAAGGCCCUGAGGUGCCGAGGAACAGCGAGCAGAAGAUCAUCACCACCGCUGCCGACUUGACGGCCAUUUUGCCCCCACCUCCGCCCCCGAUACCCCCACGCCCGGCCACGCGCUCGCCCCCACUGCCGCCCCGACUCCCUUCCUUCACAGAGUAUUUCAGUAUGCAGAGCGGAGGAGGCGGCGGGGGGUUCGGAACGAAGGCAUAGAAAAAGGACCGGGGGCAGGACGGAGGGAGUUGGGGAAAGGCAUGGCGAGAAGGGGCAGAAUGACAAUACGACUUAAAGAAAAAGGCCGAGUGCAAACGAAGGUGUUAGUGGCGCCGCGGGAAAAAAGAUUUGGAUGGACGAAGCAGAGAAACCAUCAGAAAAGUGAAUCCCUAAACGGUCCCGUUUCACCUGUGAAUGGAAAUAACCUGAAGGGAAGAGUGAGGGGAAAUAGCUGUGGGAUAGGAGGAGUGCAGAACCUGUUAAAGAAUAAAGAAGCAAUAAAUAUUUGAUGUUGACCAGUAAAAGGCGCACAGGGAGAACGAUGACAAAGUGGAUGUAGCCAGAGCAAUAGGAUGAUAGCUGUGCACGGUGUGGAAAUGAACACAAUUCUUGAAAUACUUCUAUUCAAGAAUUCAUGAGGCACUGAUGGUCCGGAGGACUUUGUAAAUAGUUAAACUGGAGAGAGCUACCACUCUAUAUAGUUUUAUUUCAAAAAAAGGGAAUGUGUUUUUAUGUUUUCUUUUCCCCCCCUCAUUGUUAAAUUCUAGUUGGUGCUGUGACCAUCAAAAAAACAAAUCUCAUGCCAUUACAUUUCUCCAAGACAUGUUAAAAAAACUAAAACAAGACCUUUUUUAUGUUUGACACAUUUUGAUAAAGUAUAGAUAUUAUAUGGAGUUCGUUGGGUUUGUUUAUAUUCUUAUAUGCCUUCAUUGCAGCUGGUUAUUCUGGAUUGAUAUGCUGAUGUGUAAAUGUAAAAAUGUCACGUUUACUGUGGGCACUUCUAGGUACUCGUAAAAACAAGCAUGUUUGUAUCGUAUUUCCUGUCAAAAAGCUGACGUAAAUAACUCCAUGUGACCAUACAAUAUUUGCAGAUUUUGUGUAUUGAAAUCUAUACUUUUAUAAAUGCAUACAAUAGGCGUUUAGUAUAUUUUUGACUGGAUGAAUUCUGUUAAUUGUUAUUCCAAUCAAAACCUUGCGCUGUCUGAAACAUGAUACAGGAAAGUGGUUUAAAAUGUGAUUUCUGUGUAUGUAGACGUUGGUGAAUGUACUGAUGCAAUACAGCACAAGGACAGGGGUGAUUUUCAAGUUACUGGAGUACUUCAAUACAACUUUUGUCAAAUGUUCUUGUCUCGCUUUGGCUUUCAACUACAACAUCCAUGAUUUAAUAGUAGCUACUUUGUCUUUUUAUUUAUUUUUUAAUACAAGUAACUUCAUCCUCACCCCUGUCUAAUACCUGAAACAUGUAUAUUCGUUGGCUUUAUCUCACUUUGACGUUCAAACUGUGCAAAAAGCUGAACAAAUAAUACUAGUUUUAAAUCCCGUAACAUUGAGCUAUGACAACAACAAAAAAAGCCUUGUAGAUGAACACAACUGUACAUUUGGUCUGUCCUGCAUGGAGCACUUUAAUGUUCCUGGUCUUAGUCUGUUUAUUCGUGAUGAUGUCACCUUAUAGGACUGCUUUGAAACCUGUAUUCACACCACUUGGAGUAGUAAUCCAAAUGCAUACACCUGUAAAUACAGUCUGAAAAUGUCAUUGACGGUACGGACGCUGUAGGGACCAUAUCCUGCUCAGUUUACUGGCUUCCUGGAAUUCAGUAACAGUGAAAAGGACACUUAACAAAUCAAUUUUUUAUCUCCACGGCAUUCAUUUAUUUCUGAUUCGUAAAAAUGGUGGAACUCAGCUUAUAGUCCAGUUAUCAAUGGCCAUCUUGCUGUAAUGGAGUACUGUAGGGUGUUAGGACUGUGGUGUGUAACUUGUGAGAGUGCAGUCAGCGGUGUAACUUAGUCUGUGAAACAGAAUGACACAUGAAUUAAGAGUACUAGUCGUUAUUUCUGAUUGUGUCCGGUUUGUAUUUGGCACGUCUGCUGUCGCCUGUUGUUAUGGUUGCCAUGACUCGACUGAAUAGACACCGUUUGACUGACAGGCGGACCGAUCCCGUAUCGCCGCUUCACCCUCGUGCAUAUCGACGUACGAUUACAGAGCGAACUUGACGAGAAGAGAUUAUGUAUGCAUGACAGAAAACAGCACAGCUUUUAGGUACUGGUGAAGAGCACAUCACUGAAGCACUGUUUGAAUGCAUUCUAAUGGUGUCAAAUGACUAUUCUAAAUACGCUGUAUAUAGAUAUACACACUUUUUGCCAAAAUAAUAAAAACUGUUUUUAUUAGA
Cyclopterus lumpus (lumpfish) is the source of this 3976-nucleotide messenger RNA. RefSeq names its product transmembrane protein 145 (gene tmem145). Gene Ontology annotation, biological process: response to pheromone; G protein-coupled receptor signaling pathway. Lineage: Eukaryota; Metazoa; Chordata; Actinopteri; Perciformes; Cyclopteridae. The record is from RefSeq and is a predicted model, not a curated record. The coding region runs from base 150 to 1808 and encodes 552 amino acids. The transcript has 15 exons.